Molecule: messenger RNA, 2016 nt
Organism: Meriones unguiculatus (Mongolian gerbil)
Lineage: Eukaryota; Metazoa; Chordata; Mammalia; Rodentia; Muridae
Product: zinc finger protein 431-like
Exons: 4
Coding region: 1-2016 (671 amino acids)
Biological process (GO): regulation of DNA-templated transcription
Cellular component (GO): nucleus
Source: RefSeq, a predicted model, not a curated record
AUGCACUUUCUUGGUAGUUUUAGCUUCAUGAGUUCGGUAACCUAUGACGAUGUGGAUGUGAACUUCACUCAGGAAGAGUGGGCUCUGCUGGAUCCUUCCCAGAAGAGUCUCUACAAAGAUGUGAUGCUGGAGACCUGCCAGCACCUUACAGCUAUAGGCUACAAAUGGGAAGAGCAUAAAAUUGAAAAACAUUAUCAAAGUUCUAGAAGAUAUGGAAGAAAGAAAAGAAUACAUAUUUAUGAGAAACCCUAUGAAUGUAAACAGUGUGGCAAAGCCUUUUCACAAGCCAGUAGUCUCCAUCUGCAUAAAAGAACACAUACUGGAGAGAAACCCUACGAAUGUAAUCAGUGUGGGAAAGCCUUUUCACAAUAUGGACAUCUCCAGAGGCAUAAAAGAACACAUACUGGAGAGAAACCCUAUGAAUGUAAUCAGUGUGGGAAAGCCUUUUCACACCUCAGUAGUCUCCAACUACAUAAAAGAACACAUACUGGAGAGAAACCCUACAAAUGUAAUCAGUGUGGGAAAGCCUUUUCACAACCCAGUAGUCUCCAACUGCAUAAAAGAACACAUACUGGAGAGAAACCCUACGAAUGUAAUCAGUGUGGGAAAGGCUGUUCACAAUAUGGAAAUCUCCAGACGCAUAGAAGAACACAUACUGGAGAGAAACCCUAUAAAUGUAAUCAGUGUGGGAAAGCCUUUUCACACCUCAGUAGUCUCCAACUACAUAAAAGAACACAUACUGGAGAGAAACCCUACAAAUGUAAUCAGUGUGGGAAAGCCUUUUCACAACCCAGUAGUCUCCAACUGCAUAAAAGAACACAUACUGGAGAGAAACCCUACGAAUGUAAUCAGUGUGGGAAAGGCUUUUCACAAUAUGGAAAUCUCCAGAUGCAUAGAAGAACACAUACUGGAGAGAAACCCUAUAAAUGUAAUCAGUGUGGGAAAGCCUUUUCACACCUCAGUAGUCUCCAACUACAUAAAAGAACACAUACUGGAGAGAAACCCUACGAAUGUAAUCAGUGUGGGAAAGCCUUUUCACAACCCAGUAGUCUCCAACUGCAUAAAAGAAUACAUACUGGAGAGAAACCCUAUGAAUGUAAUGAAUGUGGUAAAGCCUUUGCACAUUGUAACAGUCUCCAGAGGCAUAAAAGACUUCAUACUGGACUGAAACCCUAUGCAUGUAUUCAUUGUGGUAAAGCCUUUUCACAAAUCGGUGGUCUACAAAAGCAUGAAAGAAUACAUACUGGAGCCAAACCCUACGAAUGUAAUCAGUGUGGGAAAGUCUUUUCUCAACACGGACAUCUCCAAGAACAUAAAAGAAUACAUACUGGAGAGAAACCCCAUGAAUGUAAUCAAUGCGGUAAAGCCUUUGCACAUUGGUGCAACCUCCAGAGACAUGAAAGGAUUCAUACUGGAGCCAAACCCUACGAAUGUAAUCAGUGUGGGAAAGUCUUUUCUCAACACGGACAUCUCCAAGAACAUAAAAGAAUACAUACUGGAGAGAAACCCCAUGAAUGUAAUCAAUGUGGUAAAGCCUUUGCACAUUGGUGCAACCUCCAGAGACAUGAAAGGAUUCAUACUGGAGCCAAACCCUACGAAUGUAAUCAGUGUGGGAAAGUCUUUUCUCAACACGGACAUCUCCAAGAACAUAAAAGAAUACAUACUGGAGAGAAACCCCAUGAAUGUAAUCAAUGCGGUAAAGCCUUUGCACAUUGGUGCAACCUCCAGAGACAUGAAAGGAUUCAUACUGGAGCCAAACCCUAUGAAUGUAAUCAGUGUGGGAAAGCCUUUUCACAGCAUGGACAUCUCCAAACGCAUAAAAGAACACACAGUGGAGAGAAACCCUAUGAAUGUAAUCAAUGUGGUAAAGCCUUUGCACGUUGUAGCAAUCUCCAGAGGCAUGAAAGAGUUCACACUGGAGUGAAACCUUAUGCAUGUAUUCAUUGUGGUAAAGCCUUUGCAUUUUGCUGCUACCUCCAGAGGCAUGAAAGGAUUCAUACUGGAGAGAAACCUUAG